GGGAGCCGGGCGAGGGAGACUGAGCGGGAGGCCAUCAUGAAGAAGCCACGAACAGCUGUGAGGAGUUGUCAGAGGAAGCGGGCACCUUGCCAGGAGGGAAGGGAGAAGCGUGUCCUCAGCGGCCGCCAGGUCAAGCCUUCUACCCCCAAUGGCUUGGCCGGGCGGCAGGAGGAGGUGUUGUUGCAGGCCUCUCCGUACCAUCUCUUCAGAGACCCAGCUGACGUCAGAGUCUUUCGGGAGAACCUACUGAGCUGGUACGACCGAGAGAAGCGGGACCUACCCUGGAGAAGGCGGGCAGAGGGUGAGGUGGAUCUGGACAGGCGGGCAUACGCUGUGUGGGUCUCAGAGGUCAUGCUGCAGCAGACCCAGGUUGCCACGGUGAUCGACUAUUACACCCGAUGGAUGCAGAAGUGGCCAACGCUACAGGACCUGGCCAGUGCUUCCCUGGAGGAGGUGAACCAGCUCUGGGCGGGCCUGGGCUACUACUCUCGAGGCCGGCGGCUGCAGGAGGGAGCCCGGAAGGUGGUAGAGGAGCUAGGGGGCCACAUGCCACGGACAGCAGAGACCCUGCAGCAGCUCCUGCCUGGCGUGGGGCGGUACACAGCUGGAGCCAUUGCUUCCAUUGCCUUCGGACAGGCAACCGGUGUGGUAGACGGGAAUGUAGUGCGGGUGCUGUGCCGAGUCCGAGCCAUUGGUGCGGAUCCCAGGAGCGCCCUCGUCUCCCAGCUUCUCUGGAGCUUAGCCCAGCAGCUGGUGGACCCGGCGCGGCCCGGGGACUGGAACCAAGCGGCCAUGGAGCUGGGGGCCACAUUGUGCACCCCGCAGCACCCGCGCUGCAGCCAGUGCCCUGUGCAGAGCCUGUGCCGGGCACAGCAGAGGGUGGAGCAGGAACGGCUCUUGGGCUUGCGGGGCCCGCCGGGCAGCCCCGACGUGGAGGAGUGUGAUCCCCACGCGGGGCCCUGCCGGCUGUGCGCGCCUCCCACGGAGCCCUGGGACCCGACCCGGGGAGUGACCAACUUCCCCAGAAAGGCCGGCCGCAGGCCCCCCAGGGAGGAGAGCUCUGCCACCUGUGUUCUGGAGCAGCCCGGGGCCCUCGGGGGUCCUCGGGUCCUGCUGGUGCAGAGGCCCAGUUCAGGGCUGCUGGCAGGACUGUGGCAGUUCCCGGCUGUGACCGCAGAGCCCUCGGGGCCACGGCAGCGCGAGGCCCUGCUGCGGGAGCUGCAGAGCUGGGCUGGGCCCCUCCCAGCGCCCCGCCUCCGGCACCUCGGGCAGGUGGUCCACACUUUCUCUCACAUCAAGCUGACCUAUCAAGUAUACGGUCUGGCCCUGGAAGGGCAGACCCCGGUGACCGUCGCGCCGCCUGGCGCUCGCUGGCUGACCCGCGAGGAGUUUCACACUGCAGCUGUCUCCACCGCUAUGAAAAAGGUGUUCCGUGUGUAUGAGGGCCAACAGCCAGGGACCCGCAAGGGUCCCAAAAGAUGCCCGGUGUCCACUCCAUCCAGCCGGAAAAAGCCCAGCCCGGGCCAGCAACUCCUGGAUAGUUUCUUUCGGCCUCCGGAUGCAUCCAGCCUCAACAGUACUGCCCAGUGACACCUCUGGAAGCCCCCACUUCCUGAGAAUCCGGUUUUUUAAUAAAGUGCUUAUUUUUA
This is a messenger RNA of Neomonachus schauinslandi (Hawaiian monk seal), 1649 nucleotides long. RefSeq names its product mutY DNA glycosylase (gene MUTYH). Gene Ontology annotation, biological process: base-excision repair; mismatch repair. The coding region runs from base 37 to 1590 and encodes 517 amino acids. The record is from RefSeq and is a predicted model, not a curated record. NCBI's taxonomy places the organism in Eukaryota, Metazoa, Chordata, Mammalia, Carnivora, Phocidae. The transcript has 16 exons. Gene Ontology annotation, molecular function: purine-specific mismatch base pair DNA N-glycosylase activity; 8-oxo-7,8-dihydroguanine DNA N-glycosylase activity; oxidized purine DNA binding. Gene Ontology annotation, cellular component: nucleus.